Postia placenta MAD-698-R-SB12 is the source of this 898-nucleotide messenger RNA. RefSeq lists its product as hypothetical. The coding region runs from base 6 to 797 and encodes 263 amino acids. Lineage: Eukaryota; Fungi; Basidiomycota; Agaricomycetes; Polyporales; Adustoporiaceae. The transcript is spliced from 3 exons. Gene Ontology annotation, biological process: endoplasmic reticulum to Golgi vesicle-mediated transport. The record is from RefSeq and is a predicted model, not a curated record. Gene Ontology annotation, cellular component: TRAPPIII protein complex; TRAPPII protein complex; TRAPPI protein complex.
CGCCCAUGUCGUACGCACAGCCACAUCCCCGCUUCUCCGUGCUCUCCUCCUCGUCCCUCGCCUCCGCCGAGCACCUCUCCACCGCGUCGUCCACCCGCUUUUCCCUCUCGUCCGCACCUUCCAUCAACACCGCGACCGGCGCGCCCGCAAAGUCCCCCGCACAGCGCCCCAGCAUCUAUGACCGUCCGCUGAACAAAGCCCGCGCCGCGGAGGUGUCCGCGAGCGCGUUCGCGUUCCUCUUCUCCGAGGUCGUCCAGUACACGCAGAAGCGCGUCAGCGGGAUCAACGAUCUCGAGCGCCGGCUCAACACGCUCGGGUACCGCGUCGGCACCCGCGUCCUCGAGCUCAUGACCUGGCGCAACGAGGCCUCCUCCAAGGCCCCCAAGCGCGAGAUCCGCUUCCUCCCCGCCCUCAUGUCCAUCCACACCCAGCUCUGGCGCGCCGUCUUCGGCCGCCCCGCCGACGCUAUCGAGAAGAGCGUCGAGAACGCAGACGAAUGUGCGUCUGCCCUCCUCCAGCGUGCGCAGCCCAUGAUACUGCCCGCUGACCCCGCGCCAGACAUGAUCAUCGACAACGACCCGCCCAUCACGCGCCACAUCUCCGUCCCGCGCGACAUGAGCCAGCUCAGCUGCUCGUCCUUCACCGCGGGGGUCGUGGAGGCCGUGCUCGACGGCCUCGGCUUUCCCGCACGGGUGACCGCGCACAACACGCCGACAGACCAAUAUCCCGCACGGACGACCAUUCUCAUCAAGCUCGAAAAGUCCGUGCUCGACAGAGAAGAGGCACUCAAGAUGUAGACUGCGCGUCUUGCGGGCAUGUGUGUAUUAGUACGACAUGGACUCUUGUUCUGUUGGUCGUCAUUCUAUGGGCGGUAGAAAUACCAUUACAGUGAAGACUG